Cuscuta epithymum is the source of this 1205-nucleotide messenger RNA. The record is from the annotation of a GenBank genome assembly. Lineage: Eukaryota; Viridiplantae; Streptophyta; Magnoliopsida; Solanales; Convolvulaceae.
AGCACACACAAUUGUGGCCAGCAGUAUUUCAGCCCAAUUUUAUCCCUUUACGUCAAUUGAGAGUGCUCUCCUUAUCUCCAAAGCACAAACAUAAUUUACACAAAUUAAAUUCAGAUGGUGGCGCUGAUUAAUUUCCAACCGAUCCACAGAGCAUAUCAUCAUACAGGUUUAUCAGUUUUUCCCGAUAACCCACGUUCUGCUAGCUAUAGACGACGGCGAUGGGACAGCGGUCGGGGUAACCGCACUCUCCGGUGUGGCAUUGCGGAGCCGUCGGGACAACCGGCACCGAUGGGGCAGAAGACGAAGUACAAUGAUGGGCUGUUUGAAAAGGUUUUCAUGAGUCUGUUUGCUCGGAAAAUGGAGAAAUUUGGGGGUCAAAAGGGGCGGUCGUCGGAGGUGAAGAGGAAAGGGUGGUUUGGGUAUGACUACGAAAGCUUUGUGGAGUUGUCCAGAAGAGUGAUGCAAGGAAGGAAUCGGCCGCAGCAGCAACAAGUGGUGCGGGAGGUGCUACUUUCCAUGCUUCCACCUGCUGCUCCGGCGCAGUUUAGGAAGUUGUUCCCACCAACAAAAUGGACAGCAGAGUUUAACGCAGCAAUAACAGCUCCUUUCUUCUACUGGUUAGUUGGACCAUCCGAGGUUGUAGAAGCGGAGGUGAACGGAGUGAAGCAAAAGAGUGGAGUACUAAUAAAGAAAUGCAGGUACCUGGAGAACAGUGGAUGUGUAGGAAUGUGUGUUAACAUGUGCAAACUUCCUACUCAAGACUUCUUCACCAAAGAAUUUGGACUUCCUUUAACUAUGAAUCCAAAUUUUGAAGAUAUGAGUUGUGAGAUGGUGUACGGGCAAGAACCACCUCCCUAUGAACAAGACCCGGUGGCCAAACAGCCUUGUUUAGCUGACAUUUGCUCUAUGGCCAACCCCAGGUCCAGUGUUUGUCAUAAACUACAAGCUUAACUCAAGUGGGAACAGAGUCUCAGGGGGCAAAGGGUUGGCAGUAGAAACCUCCCCACCUAAUUUUUUGUCAAUGCGUUAUACAUACAUAUAUAUGAUAUAUCUAUGCAUUUUUAUGUAUAGUUUUAACAAUACUUAUACGUCAUCACCUGGAAUCUCAAAGAGAUCAAUUUAAAGUUAUAAGUUGGGUGCCUUACUUAAACUCUAUCCUUGGUACUCCUAUUAAUUAACGUAAUGGUAAACAAAUUGUGUGCUUA